This is a messenger RNA of Labrus mixtus (cuckoo wrasse), 2078 nucleotides long. Its product is annotated as glycine receptor subunit alpha-3-like. The transcript has 10 exons. Gene Ontology annotation, cellular component: plasma membrane; synapse; neuron projection. Gene Ontology annotation, molecular function: chloride channel activity; transmembrane signaling receptor activity; glycine binding. The record is from RefSeq and is a predicted model, not a curated record. Gene Ontology annotation, biological process: chloride transmembrane transport; chemical synaptic transmission; nervous system process. Bases 211 to 1743 code for a protein of 510 amino acids. Lineage: Eukaryota; Metazoa; Chordata; Actinopteri; Labriformes; Labridae.
CUCACUCCGCGUUUCGCUCCUUAGAAGAAGCAGUUUGUUCAGUAAAAUGCUGAGCUUAAAUGUUGCUUUUCGUCCUUCUGAUGGGAAUUAACCUUACACGUUGAGUUUUUUUUGGAGUAUGUUUGUGAGUUGCCCCCCGCCUGUUGUCUGAAGGACGAGCGCUGUUCGCGGUGCUGAAAGCUGCAGAGGUUUUCGCGCCUCUGGAGAGAGAUGAGGAGGAAGAAGCUCUCUGUGGCGGGCUUUAUACUCGCCUGGAAAGUUGCUCUGUUCCUCAGUGUGAGCCAGUGUAAGGAGCUGGACAAUGCUGCGAGGACACGGCAAGUCCCGAUGUCUCCGUCUGAUUUCCUGGACAAACUGAUGGGGAGGACGUCUGGAUAUGAUGCCAGGAUAAGACCGAACUUUAAAGGUCCUCCAGUCAAUGUGUCCUGUAACAUUUUCAUUAACAGCUUUGGCUCCAUUGCUGAAACCACCAUGGACUACCGUGUGAACAUCUUCCUCCGUCAGCAGUGGAACGAUCCCAGGCUUGCCUAUGCUGAAUACCCCGAUGACUCUCUAGACCUGGACCCCUCAAUGUUGGACUCCAUUUGGAAACCAGAUCUGUUCUUUGCCAACGAGAAGGGCGCCCACUUUCAUGAAGUGACUACAGACAACAAACUGCUCAGGAUAUUUAAGAAUGGGAAUGUUUUAUAUUCUAUAAGGCUAACAUUAACUCUGUCAUGUCCCAUGGAUUUAAAAAACUUUCCCAUGGAUGUCCAGACCUGUAUCAUGCAGCUGGAGAGCUUCGGUUACACAAUGAACGACCUGAUCUUCGAGUGGCAGGCCAACGGACCAGUCCAAGUGGCUGAAGGCCUCACGCUCCCUCAGUUCAUCCUCAAAGAUGAAUUAGACCUCAUCUACUGCACCAAGCACUACAACACAGGUAAAUUCACUUGCAUUGAGGUGCAGUUCCACCUGGAGCGUCAGAUGGGUUACUACCUGAUCCAGAUGUACAUCCCCUCUCUGCUCAUUGUCAUCCUGUCCUGGGUCUCCUUCUGGAUCAACAUGGACGCCGCACCGGCCAGAGUGGCACUGGGCAUCACCACUGUGCUAACCAUGACAACACAGAGCUCAGGAUCCAGGACGUCUCUGCCGAAGGUGUCUUACGUGAAGGCUAUAGACAUUUGGAUGGCAGUGUGUCUUCUCUUUGUCUUCUCUGCGCUGCUGGAGUACGCCGCUGUCAACUUUGUGUCGAGGCAACACAAAGAGCUGCUGCGAUUCAGACGAGCACACAAGAGCAAGAGCAAGAACAGUGGAGGUGCAGUUGAUCCAGAGGAGCUAGCUGAUUCCCUCCGCCGUGUUAACAUUGACAUCGGCCUCAAACCAUCAGACCCUCUGUAUGGAUCUAUGAGCAACAUCUACACCGACAACCACAGGGAAGGGGAAGUACAUGAGAGCAGACCGACCUCCACAGCCGCUGUGACCUCCACUCCCAGCAACAGCAAGGAGUCAAAGGCCAGCACCAACAAUACCGUGGCUGUGGUGAAUACCCCCGGAGCCACGGCGAACACUACCCAGAAUCCAUCUGGACCGACAACAGGUGGAGGGGGUAAAAGCACAGAAGAGAUGAGGAAGUUGUUCAUUGACAGAGCCAAAAAGAUUGACACUGUAUCGAGGGCCGGCUUCCCUCUCGCCUUUCUCUUCUUUAAUAUAUUCUAUUGGGUUCUUUAUAAGAUCCUUCGACAUGAAGAUGUACAUAAGCGGUAGAGAAGAAAAAUAUUUAUUCAUAUACAAUAUGUGCACACACACACACACACACACACACACACACACACACACACACACACACACACACACACACACACACACACACACACACUCUUGUUCUGCUAUUCAUUUGAGGACACUUCUUUAAUCCAGUACAUCCUGUGGACCCCCCUGACCUCAAGUUUCUGAAGGCAUAGAAGAAAGAUGGAUGCUCAAUAACCUUGUACAGGAAAACACAGUAAGGGAUCAUCUAAUUAAUAACUCUACCCGGGAAAGAUGAUGUUUGUUUUCACAUAUUUUUAUCUAUAAAAUAAUGAGCAGGUUGCUCUCUAAAA